GUCCGACUUCCGGGCUGAGCGGGGGCGGGGCGGGGCGGGCGUGCGCAGAGAUGGACCAAAAGCUCUCGCAGCUGGUUGAAGAGCUCACAACCUCAGGAGAAACCCAGUUGAAUCCAGAGAAAAUGAAAGAAUUCAAGAAAAUUUGCAAGUCUUCAGAUGAACAUAUUAACCAUGCAUAUCAUCUACUCAUGACACAGCUGAACAAAGAACAUGCUGAGAUACGUUUCUCAGCUUUUCAAAUUGUGGAUGAGUUGUUCACACGGUCGCAUCAGUUCAGAGCAUUAAUUAUCUCAAACUUUCAAGAGUUCUUGGAACUCACAGUGGAAACAGACCACGAGCAGCCUCUUCCCCCGCCAAAAGAAGUAGCGCACAAACUGAAAAAAGCAGCCAUUAAAUCGGUACAAGACUGGCAUGAGAAAUAUGGAGAGGCCUACAAGAUGCUUUCUCUGGGAUACCAUUUCUUAAAACAGAAUAAGAAGGUGGAUUUUCAAGAUGUAAAUGCCAGGACUCUGGCUGAAAGGAGAAGGGAGGAAGAGAAGCAAAAACGACUGGAGAACAUUAACAAAGAAAAGGCGAAAAGAGCUCAGGAAGAAAUGGCAGAAAUGUCCAAAGAAAUUCAAGACACUCUGACAGAGAUGGAGAAUUGUUUCCGGCUUUUGAUGCCAGAUCCGUUUGACUUCACUGUGAAUGACGCAGAGUUAGAACCUGUCAUAGAGAAGACUGCUAAUGAGGGAGAACCUGCUUCCAUAUCCAUGCAGCUAGCAGACUGCCAACCAUCUUCUCUCAGGCAUAUAGAUGAUGAACAACCUUGUUGCAGCAAGGACCUUCCUUCAGUUUUACCAUGUUUAAAAGCUGAUAAAAAUGGAGACAUGAAUGAAGAACUAGAGACAAGUGACCGGAGGGGAGCAGAUGGAGAGGGAUGUUCAGAAGUUGAAUUAGCUGGUGCCACUGGUGGUGAUGACUAUGAAACAUUUGUUAGGAGUCAUGGGCUUGGCUCUCAUAAAUAUACCCUUGACCUGGAAAUCUCCACAGAUAUAAAAAUUCAUGAGAAUGAAGACAAUACUUCCAUAAUAAACAGUAUCCUGGAUGCUCACAAACUUAUUGGAAAUAAAUUCUUGCCCUCCGUGCAGUUGUGGAUUCAGUCGUUCACUCGAGCAGGAAUAAGUGAUGAUCGUUUAAGGUGUGCCAUUGAUCUUAAGAAUAAAUUAGAGACGGCUCUGGAGAAACAUAAGGACAUGAACAUUGACUAUAAAGAGAGGAAAAGAAAAGUGAUGAAAGUCUCAGAUGAUGAUGAUGAUGAUGAAGACGAAUUUGUGGAGGUCCCUGAGAAGGAAGGUUAUGAGCCCCACGUUCCAGACCACCUGCGUAAGGAGUAUGUGUCCAGAGACCUCAAACAAGCCUAUAUGAAUAUGUGGACUAAGGGAUCUCUCAGUCUUAAAACAAGCAAUUCAAUUAAGG
Messenger RNA from Alligator sinensis (Chinese alligator), 1458 nucleotides. RefSeq names its product UV-stimulated scaffold protein A. The transcript has 9 exons. Gene Ontology annotation, cellular component: chromosome. The record is from RefSeq and is a predicted model, not a curated record. Gene Ontology annotation, molecular function: RNA polymerase II complex binding. Lineage: Eukaryota; Metazoa; Chordata; Crocodylia; Alligatoridae. The annotation marks the transcript as partial. Gene Ontology annotation, biological process: response to UV; transcription-coupled nucleotide-excision repair.